UUAUCUUUGAUUCUUGAUUUUGUAAGAGAGAAAAAAAAAUGGGUGUUAUGGGGAAGAAACUUAGUUCACUAAAAUGCGAAGUGAGAGUAAUAGAAGCAAGAAACGUGGAGAUCAAGUCACAAGCUAGUACUCUGUUCGUUAGAUUCUAUCUCUCUGCAGGACACAACAGAAAGAUAGAAGUAAACACAAGAGAGCUCUGUCAGAAAUCAGAAAAUCUCGUAUGGGAUCAAUCUUUUGGUCUGGAGUGUCAAGGCAACGAAGCAGCAGUCGAGGAGUUAAAGCAACAAAGAGUCGUUUUCGAGCUAAGGAGGAGGAAAACAGCUUCUUUUUUAAGGAAGUCAUCGAGAUCAGAGGUUGUAGGGAGAGGGGAAGUCUCGUGGGAAUCGGUUUUCGAGUCAAGGGGCAUGGAGAUGAGAUUUGUAGUGAUGAGUGAAUCAAAAACCCCGCUGUUUGGAGAUGGGAGCCCUGUCUUGUUGAAGAUAGGUUUGAAAGUCCAAGCUUUAGAGAUGAAGAAGACGUUGAUCAAUAAGAAAGAGAAGCUUUGUGCAUGUUGUAGCAGUAGUAGAGACUGUAAAAGCUGUAGUUGCUUAGAUUACGAAGCUUUUGCUUUAGCUUGUGCUCUAGAUUGUAUUUAAGAAAACAGAUUUUGAUACAAAUCAACAAACUCAAAUAGCAUUGA
Molecule: messenger RNA, 679 nt
Organism: Brassica oleracea var. oleracea
Lineage: Eukaryota; Viridiplantae; Streptophyta; Magnoliopsida; Brassicales; Brassicaceae
Source: RefSeq, a predicted model, not a curated record